This is a messenger RNA of Labrus mixtus (cuckoo wrasse), 1289 nucleotides long. It is a transcript of the gene popdc3, whose product is annotated as popeye domain containing 3. Lineage: Eukaryota; Metazoa; Chordata; Actinopteri; Labriformes; Labridae. Bases 318 to 1211 code for a protein of 297 amino acids. Gene Ontology annotation, cellular component: sarcolemma. Gene Ontology annotation, molecular function: cAMP binding. The record is from RefSeq and is a predicted model, not a curated record. The transcript is spliced from 3 exons.
UCCGUAGAAAGGAACUUCGCAGAAACACGAAUCUGAAUCUGAUUUUAAAAAUGUAAUAAAUAAACUUUUUGGAUGUAUUUAUAAUCUGCUGAUUAAAUUCCAUGUCUGAAGCUGCUCUUAACUCAAAUAACCUCUUUGGGGUUUUGUGUUUAUAUUCAGUCUAUUUCCGGUGAUGAAUGUGAUCCCCCUUCACUCUCUCAGGUGUCAGUUCCUCUCUCUCAUGAUCUCAGUGAGUCCUCCUCCCUCACACUCUGAAGGACUCUGCAGGAUUUUAUGUGUCAUGGUCUUCUGCUUCAUUUAACGCUGUGUAGAGAAACAUGGAGCCUCCGGACUUUGAGGCUAUGAACUUCACGGUGGAUCCGGGUCCGCCGGGUUACCCUCUGUGUGAGGGGUGGAAGGAGGGCGCGGAAGAUGCCGUGUUCCACCUCUCCAACAUCCUCCUCUUCCUCGGCUUCAUGGGGGGCAGCGGCUUCUACGGAGUCCUGUACCUGUUCAGCUUCCUGACCGUGGGCUUCUUCUGCUCCACGCUGUGGGCUUGGUCCGACUCCUGCACCACGGACUCGUUCCUGUGGAGCUUCGCGCUGUUCGGUGCGUGUUUGGGUCAGCUGCUGCACGUCUCCUACCGGCUGAGGAGCGUCUCCUUCGAGAAGGACUUCCAGGAGCUGUACGCCUGCGUGUUCAAAAAGCUCGGGGUGUCGCUCACGCACUUCGGGAAGAUCGUGGCCUGCUGUGACGCAGAGGUCCACAGCUUAGAGAAGGACCACUGCUUCGCCGUGGAGGGGAAAACGGCCAUAGACAAGCUGUCCGUGCUCCUGUCAGGCAGAAUCAGUGUGACGGUAAACGGAGAGUUUCUUCAUUACAUCUACCCGUUCCAGUUCCUGGACUCACCUGAGUGGGACUCCCUCAGACCGUCAGAGGAGGGAAUAUUCCAGGUGACCCUGCGUGCUGAUAACCCCUGCAGAUACGUGUCGUGGAGGAGGAAGAAACUUUAUCUGCUGUUCGCAAAGCAUCGCUACAUAGCGAAGAUCUUCGCCCUGGUUGUGCGUAACGACAUUGCAGAGAAGUUGUUCUCUCUGAACGACAAAGCCUUCGACAGCUCGGGACACCGCUACGAUCUCCGCUUGCCCAGCUUCUGUCACAUGACCACGACGGACUUAGAAAAAACAGAUGUCUUCUUGCAAGUCCCGACGCAGGGAGAAAGGACGGCCUGAACACACACACACACACACACACACACACACACACACACACACACACACACACACACACACACACACACACACACACAC